AUGUCAGAUAAUAAUUUGCUCGAAAAAUUAUUUCAAAUUCUGAAAGAUGAAGGAGUUUUACAACCGAAAAAGGAUGAUCCGGUUGUUCGAUUUAAGGAUCCUGAGGAUUUAUUGAAAAUAUUUGACUUUACCGUGGAUGGUGACUCUCCCCUGAGUGAAACCAAAGUCGAAACUCUUCUCCGAGAAAUUAUGAAAUAUUCAACAAAAACCAGUCAUCCCCAUUUUCAUGGAAUUCUCUUCGCUGGAUACGAUUCUUAUGGCUUACUCGCCUCAUGGAUGAUGGAAGCGCUUAAUACUUGCUCCAUAACUUAUGAUCUCGUGCCAAUGUUCGCUCUUAUCGAAAACGCCGUUAUCAAAAAGCUGCUUGAGUUGUACGGAAUCCCGAACGGUGACGGAAUUUUUACGCCAGGUGGAAGUCUCGCAACACUUUAUGCCUUGACGCUUGCCCGGUUCAAACGAUAUCCCGAUGUGAAGCGACGCGGAAUGUGGGGAAUGAAGCCUUUGGUUAUUUUUACGUCACGAGAAUCGCAUUAUUGUUCGACCAAGGGCGCAAAUUGGCUCGGAAUCGGCGAAGAAAAUGUCGUUGAGAUCGAAACAAAUGAACGAGGAGAGAUGUUGAUGACGGAUUUGGUUGGAAAAAUUGAAAAAUCGCUUGAAGAGGGGAAGGAACCGUAUUUUGUGAAUGCAACAAGCGGCACGACUGUCUUGGGAGCGUUCGAUGAUUUGCAAGAAAUUGCUGUGAUUUGUCGGAAAUAUGGAUUGUGGAUGCAUGUUGAUGGUUGCUACGGAGGUCACGUAAUUUUCUCAGAAAAAUACAAAAAACUCAUGGAUGGAAGUUCUCACGCGGAUUCAAUUUCUUAUUGUGCUCAAAAAAUGGGAGGCGCUCCGAUGCAAUGUGCCGUUUUUCUCACACGUCACAAGGGAUUAUUGCUUGAAUGUAACGCUGCGGGUGCCGGAUAUGUCUUUCCAAAGCAAAAACAUUACGACACGAGCUUCGAUCCGGGAGACAAAAGUAUUCAAUGUGGCAAAAAAGUCGAUGGAUUCAAACUAUGGCUCAUUUUAAAAGCUCGUGGAUUGAAAGCAGUUCAAGAAAAUUUGGAAAACAUCUUCUAUUGUGCAAACUUUUUAACUGACAUCGUAAAAAAUCGUCAAAAUUUCCGUCUUGUCAUCGAAAAUCGUAACUCGCCAUCAGUUUGCUUCUGGUAUAUCCCGAAAAAAUUCCAAAAUGUUGAAGAAAAUGCAGAUUUUUGGGCAGAAAUCGACAAAAUAACGUACAAAAUUCACGCUACUUUGGUCAGAAAUGGGCGUCAAAUGCUUGGAAUGAGUAAAUUACCAAAAUAUCACUCGGCAAACUUCUUCCGCGUCGCAUUAGUUGGACAUCCGAGACCCUCAGAGGAAAGCAUGACAGCAAUUUUGGAAGAUAUUGAGCAAGUAGUGAAAGAAUUAAACAAUUUUAAUUAA
Molecule: messenger RNA, 1461 nt
Organism: Culicoides brevitarsis
Lineage: Eukaryota; Metazoa; Arthropoda; Insecta; Diptera; Ceratopogonidae
Product: acidic amino acid decarboxylase GADL1-like
Exons: 5
Coding region: 1-1461 (486 amino acids)
Biological process (GO): carboxylic acid metabolic process
Cellular component (GO): cytoplasm
Molecular function (GO): pyridoxal phosphate binding; carboxy-lyase activity
Source: RefSeq, a predicted model, not a curated record